AUGGCAUCGGAUAAACAAAAGGCGGAAAGAGCCGAGGUCGCGGCGAGACUCGCGGCUGAAGACUUGCAUGACAUCAACAAAACCGGUGGUGGUGACGUCACGAUGUAUAAGGUGACGGAGAGAACAACGGAACAUCCACCCGAGCAGGAGAGGCCAGGAGUGAUAGGAUCAGUGUUUAGAGCUGUGCAAGGAACCUACGAGCACGCAAGAGAUGCGGUAGUCGGAAAAGGCCAUGAUGCGGCCGAGUCUACAAGAGAAGGAGCUCAGAUAGCUUCAGAGAAAUCGGCUGGAGCCAAAGACGCAACCGUCGAGAAGGCAAAGGAUACCGCUGAUUAUACGGCGGGGAAGAUGGGCGAGUAUAAAGACUGUACUGUUGAUAAAGCUGCGGAGGCUAGGGACAAGACCGCCCAGAAGGCGAAGGAGAUGUCGGAUUAUACUGCGGAUAAGGCGAUAGAGGCGAAGGAUAAGACCGCGGAGAAGGUGGGUGAAUACAAAGACUACACGGUGGAUAAAGCCGUAGAAGCGAAGAAUAAGACGGCGGAGAAGGCCAAGGAGGCGGCGAAUUAUACAGCGGAUAAGGCCAAAGAGGCUAAGGAUAAGACUGCUGAGAAGAUGGGUGAAUACAAGGACUAUACGGUGGACAAGGCCGUGGAAGCUAAGGAUUACACCGCGGAGAAGGCGAUUGAAGCGAAGGAUAAGACGGCGGAGAAGACAGGAGAGUAUAAGGACUACACGGUGGAGAAGGCAGCAGAAGGUAAAGACGUUGGGGUAAGUAAGCUUGGAGAGUUGAAGGAUAGUGCGGUUGAUACGGCUAAGAGAGCUAUAGGGUUUUUGUCGGGAAAGACGGAAGAAACAAAACAGAAAGCUGUGGAGACCAAAGACACUGCCAAGGAAAAAAUGGAGGAAGCUGGAGAAGAAACAAGAAGAAAGAUGGAAGAGAUGAGAUUGGAAGGUAAAGAACUCAAAGAAGAAGCUGGAGAAAAGGCACGUGAGGCCUCACAAAAGACUAGAGAGAGUACUGAGUCGGCUUCUGGAAAAGCCAACCAGACCAAAGAUUCUGCUGCUCAAAGGGGAAAUGAAGCGAAAGGGACUAUAUUUGGUGCAUUAGGGAACAUGACCGAAGCUAUAAAGAGCAAACUGACAAUGCCAUCGGACAUUGUGGAGGAGACACGCGCGGCGCGUGAGCACGGUGGCACUGGGAGGACGGUGGUUGAAGUGAGCGUCGAAGAUACAAAACCCGGUAAAGUGGCUACUUCACUGAAAGCGUCCGAUCAGUUAACCGGUCAAACAUUCAAUGACGUUGGACGGAUGGAUGAUGAAGCUCGGAAAGAGAAGGGAAGGCUCUGA
Molecule: messenger RNA, 1347 nt
Organism: Arabis nemorensis
Lineage: Eukaryota; Viridiplantae; Streptophyta; Magnoliopsida; Brassicales; Brassicaceae
Source: the annotation of a GenBank genome assembly